UGGAUCGCAGAGGGCCUCACCAUGAUAAAACGGGCGGCUGCUGCUGCAGUAGGAGGAGCCCUGGCCGUGGGGGCUGUGCCCGUGGUGCUGGGCGCCAUGGGCUUCACCGGGGCAGGAAUCGCUGCCUCCUCCAUAGCAGCCAAGAUGAUGUCUGCAGCCGCCAUCGCCAACGGGGGUGGAGUUGCUCCAGGCAGCCUGGUGGCUAUUCUACAGUCAGUGGGGGCAGCUGGACUCUCCACGUCAUCCAACAUCCUCCUGGCCUCUGCUGGAUCAACUUUUGGGGCCUUGCUGGGAGGUUCAAAAAAGGUACCCCCAGGUGGACCCAAGGCUGAAGGCGACCAGCCAGGAGAAAAUGCAUCCCAAGGUGAAGCUCCAAAGCCCCCACUCAGGUCAGAGAAGCCUGAGAAAUAAAGAUCACGGCAGAUGCAC
Ceratotherium simum simum (southern white rhinoceros) is the source of this 429-nucleotide messenger RNA. RefSeq names its product interferon alpha-inducible protein 27-like protein 2. NCBI's taxonomy places the organism in Eukaryota, Metazoa, Chordata, Mammalia, Perissodactyla, Rhinocerotidae. Gene Ontology annotation, cellular component: mitochondrial membrane. The record is from RefSeq and is a predicted model, not a curated record. Gene Ontology annotation, biological process: intrinsic apoptotic signaling pathway; release of cytochrome c from mitochondria.